Odontomachus brunneus is the source of this 4715-nucleotide messenger RNA. Its product is annotated as putative fatty acyl-CoA reductase CG5065. Gene Ontology annotation, molecular function: alcohol-forming very long-chain fatty acyl-CoA reductase (NADP+) activity. NCBI's taxonomy places the organism in Eukaryota, Metazoa, Arthropoda, Insecta, Hymenoptera, Formicidae. The transcript has 4 exons. Gene Ontology annotation, biological process: long-chain fatty-acyl-CoA metabolic process. The coding region runs from base 40 to 1248 and encodes 402 amino acids. Gene Ontology annotation, cellular component: peroxisome. The record is from RefSeq and is a predicted model, not a curated record.
GCAGUCGGCUUUCCUUUCGAAUCGUGUCAGUCAUCGACAAUGUCUCUGUGCGAGUGGUACGCGAACCGUACGGUUCUCCUUACGGGAGUCACCAGCGAAUUGGGACGUGCUGUCCUAGAGAAAAUCCUACGAUCUCUGCCGGACAUCAAGGUAUACGUCAUCCUCAGGCCUCGGAACGGCCUGACCAAGGAGGACCGGCUGAAGAAGAUAUUCGCGUCGCCCGGGUACGAGCGACUGAGGCAGGAGGUGCCGGGCGCGAUCUCGCGCGUGCAAGCGUUCGAGGGCAAUCUGCUUUACGAAGGGCUCGGUCUAAGCGCCGCGGACAAAGCCUCGUUGAGGGAGGUCACGGUGGCCUUUCACGCUGGUGGCCCGCACGACGUCGUCCUGGAAUAUUGUCAGGAAUUACCGAAGCUUAGGUGCGUCGCAGUAGCGUCCAGCAUCUUCAAGCAUCGCGGCCAGAUAACCGAGAGCUUGCAGAAUGAGGCCGUUCCCAAGAUACCGGUUGCCCUUGUGCGCUUCCCUUUCAUCGGGCCGGCUCACAAGCAACCCAUGCCCGGUUUCGUCGAGAUCCUGCGUGGUCCCACCGCGCUCAUGGUCGGCGCGGGUUACGCGUUCGGCAAGGCGGAGCUACAAGCCGAGGUUAUUCCGGUGGACAUGGCGGUGAACACGAUGAUCGCGGCCGCGUGGGAAGUGGGCACGUCUAACGCUGCGGAGCCGGUAGUCUACAACGCGACGACGAUCGAUUGCACGUGGAAAGAUCUGGUUAAAAAGAGCCGACGGGCCAGCUGGAUAUUCCCGUAUCCGACCUUCGGAAUACGUGGAAUGACGUACAUCGUACCGCUGUACUGGAUUUUGGUGCUGCUUCUCGAAUGGCUGCCAUCCGUACUCUGCGACACCGUCCUCAGUCUGUGCGGCAGAAAGCAGAGGAUCGUCGCAGAGUACGACAGAGUUCGUAAUGCACUUCGAUCUCUGAAGUCAAUUUCAUGGAGGUCGUGGCCAGCGGAGAGGAAGCGCGUGUAUCAGCUCCAGAGCCGUCUGAUGGAGAAAGAGCGGGAGAUGUUUCCGGUCACCGCGGUAAUUGACAUCGAGGCUUACAUCCUCUGCGUCGCGGCCGCCACACGGAAAUACUGCGUGAACGAGGACAACUUCAAAGUCAUAAAAAUCGUACGCACGCUCCUCUUACUUAUACCCGUGAUAUUCGUCGUCGCUUACGUUGUAUUUCUUAAUCACACGAACGCGGUCAGAUAAGGGUAACCUGUGCAUGGGAGAUUUCGCUUGCUUCUCUUUCAGAAAUUCGCAGUAAGAAGAACACUUAACGGUUCUGAAACGCUCUGUAUACUCUGUGUAAAUAUUAUCGAAAUUCGCGGAAGCGUAUCUCGAUUUAAUCAUCUGCAUACGCUGCUUUUUAUAUAUAUAUAUGGAACUUGAAUUAUAUCUUUCCUAGACUUGUACAGGGUGUCUGACACAAGACAUAUAAAUGUGUGAAGAUAGAGCAUGUCAUAACUUGAUGAAGUUUCCUGGCAUUUUGUAAACAAAAUGUAAAUUAUAUAAAAUUUCGAGACGUUGUAAAAAGAAGAUUGGUGAACUGAAGCGUACGGCUAUGAGACGAGCUUUGUUAGCAAGAUCUCAUCGAAAGUGGCUGAAACGAGACUAUUUCUUGACGAUACGACAUGUUCACGAUACGUUAAAAAACAUUUAUCUGCGCACUGCUCGUAUCCUUAAGCCUAAUCUACAAUGUGCUCUUUAUUUUCUAUUUUCCACUUUUUAUCUCUUGUAUCUUUGCUUUUCGAUGUUUUACCGAUGAUUUUGUCUUCGAUGAUUGUGUCUUUUAUUACGUGUCUCUUCUGAAGUUCGUCAACUUUUAUUUCAAAGUAAAUAACAAGAAACAAUAACAAGAAACACAAAAAGCACCACAAAAUCAGUGAAGUUAAAGGAAGUUGGUCAGCCUUACCUAAUCAAAAUUACCUAUUCUGAUUGGUCCACAUGAAGUGAUGCUUUUCCUCAGAGAGAACAAAUUGUACACGACGAUGUUCCUUGGUUCUAGGCGACAAAAAAACAAGAAACGAAAGGCAGAAGCAAUGAAACAAUACACAAAGAACACACAUUGUACAUUGAGCUUUACUCUGCCGUCAACUUAUAUUCAUCUAUGCUCAGAGGCAGUCGCAUUUCAAUUAUUUUCGAUAAGAUCUGAUAGAAUCCGUCUCACAUAAUAUCGCGCGCUCUGGUUCGUCAAUCUUUUUUUCAUUAAUAUCUCGAAAUUGCACGUGGUUGUCUGUAAAAUGUCAAGAGUUCUCGGGCUCAGGUUGACGUGCUCUAUCAUAACACAUGAUUUUGUAUGUUUUGCUUUAGAGAUACCUUGUAGAACUUGUCCCACAAUAGCGCGCAUUCUAAUUCGCCAAUCAUAUUUUUUUUUAAUUUCACGUUUGCAAAAUGCCAGGGAUUCUCGUGCUCAGGUUGGCACGCUCUACCUUCACACGUAGUUUCAUAUAUUUUGCGUCAGGCACUCUGUAUGAUCGCGUUCAACCGAGUCACACAAUGUAUGAAUAGUGCUCAUAAUACAACAUCUGGUUUGUACGAAUCAGUCAGACGCAAAGUCCUUUCCGACAAGAGCCGAAGGUAUCUCGCUUCGGCCAUUCAUGAGAUUGAUUCCAGAGGCAGACUCGUGGCCGCACGGAAUCGUCCGUAGCGCUUCACAAAUAUUCGUGAGAGCCGUGCCGAGGCGUCUGCACGAGAAAAUGCCGCUUGGGUGAAAGUUUCCAGGCGAACAUCUAUUCGCAUUGGAGCGCUCGCGCGGGUGUAUCAACGAAGGCAUAUUUCCGACACGUUCUCUCUUAUGCAACACCGCCGCGCCGACUUGCACUCAUUCUCUUCAUCGAAAGGGAUACAGAGAAAACGGGGAAUAUUAUUUGUAGAUUUUAUAUGUUCUCUGGAGGACAGGGUGAAAUACGCGCGAAAUUCUCGCGAAAGCUUUCCGAUGCGCGUGCGUACAUAAGAAUCGCUUGAGGCUGAAUGCGAGAAUGCGACGCGACGAUAGAGUUUUGACACCUGUUUCUAGAGCAGCGGUAAAACACGUGUAAAGGAUGCUUCUUAAUGUUUAUACGUACACGGUAAAAAACAUUUUGUACUUGCGUUGAAACUGGUUCUUGUUAAUAAUUUUCUGUUAAAUUCUUAACAUUCCCGCGUAUUAAUUUAACAUAUUUUGUUUGUAUUAUCCGAAUGUUUUGUGUUAAAUUAAUAUGCAAUAUAUGUAAAUAUUAAAAUUACACAUUUUAUACUUCAGUACAAACUAACAUUUAUGUAAUAAAUGUUAAUAUAAAUGUUAAUUUUACCGAAAAAUUGUUUCGUCUUACGACAUACAUUGUACAAAGUGUAUCUACAAUCAGAGUAAGAAUGGUAUAAUAGGUAAUGUAAGUGACUUUCACGAGGCAAGAAAAAUAUGAUAUUAAUUGAAUCAAUUGGAGAACAUAUAAUUGAAGAUUUCAGAUAAAAUCAUUGAUAAAACUUUAAAAACAGCGCAAUAAAAAAGGAAAUGAAUACAAUAUUUUUCUUACUGUGAAAAUAACAUUUGUUUUUGUUAUGUUACAUUCGACAUUAUACAUAGAUGUCAAUUUUAAAUAAAAUUCGUUUUAAAUUAGUGCUGAUGUUAAUUUUGUUAUGUUAAUUUUUGACACAAUGUGUUAUUUUUUAACAUAUUUGCCUUAUGUUAAUUUACAAAAAAUUGGGUAGGCCGUUCUAGAUAUGUAAAAUAUUAAAUUCAACAUAAAAUUUUUGCUGUAUAUAUAAGAUACUAUAUAUCUUUGUGACUGUUUUAAAAAAUUAUACUGACGAAGAGCGUAUAUGUUUUGUAUAAUAAAUUAUUGUUAAAUGCGAAAUAUAUAAUAAUCUAUUGCUUCAUAUAACAAGAGAUUAUUGUCUUCACUUACGUUUCAUCUGAAAGCUCUGCAUUGGACGACACUAAAUUUAUAUCAAAACGUAAAAGACUCAAUUCAAACAUUGAAAUUAUUUCAUAAAGUUAUCGCGUCUAAAUUCUUUUAUCAUUUUCCGUAACGGUAGCGAAAUUAAAGUAAUAACGUACAUCUCACCGCGGAAUAUUCUUACUAGCAUAUAUAACGUACGUCGUUCCAUUUUUUCCGCUCCACGUUGUCAGCAAAAAUUUCGUUCGCGUGACUAGCCCGUGGGAGCCUGAGCCGAGUUAUGCUUUCAAAAUCCUAUUACGAGUUGCGAGCGCGAAAUUUAGCAAAGAAAGUUGCGGAUUAGUUUCGCGGGAUAUAAUUGGACGUGGUGGGUGGAACUGCGCCUUCAUAAUAAUAAUUGGGAACGUCUAUUCCGCGGAACGAAGUUCCCCUCCCUUCCUCUCGUUGUCGGUGAGAGACCGAGGGAACGAGGGUUCGGAGGUUAAAAAAAGAGGUUAAAGGCGGGCGGCUGUCGGAUGGAGGGAACGAGGUAACGGUAAAAAUGGCAAAAGCGAAAAAGAGAGGGAGGGAGAUCGUAAAGUGAAAAAGACGUGGCGGGUGUGUAUAUUCAAUUUAACUCUAACAGAGUGGUAUGAAUAAGAUGUACGUAUAUAUAUGCUAAGUAAAUAUAUAUAUAUAUAUAUGUAUGUAUAUAUUAUAUAUGCCUGCAAUUGCCUCUUUGCGAAAGUGACUUACACCGGCGCACUUGGAACGAUAGAACGACGCGUAGAACGAGAGAAAGAGAGAGAGAGAGAGAGAGAG